Anopheles nili is the source of this 2177-nucleotide messenger RNA. It is a transcript of the gene Zip99C, whose product is annotated as zinc transporter ZIP13 homolog. Lineage: Eukaryota; Metazoa; Arthropoda; Insecta; Diptera; Culicidae. Bases 39 to 1130 code for a protein of 363 amino acids. The record is from RefSeq and is a predicted model, not a curated record. Gene Ontology annotation, biological process: zinc ion transmembrane transport; intracellular zinc ion homeostasis. Gene Ontology annotation, cellular component: membrane. The transcript is spliced from 3 exons. Gene Ontology annotation, molecular function: zinc ion transmembrane transporter activity.
ACAAGCCCAGCACUUUAGUCGAUCGGACGACAUCGAAGAUGAUGAAUCUAACCACCAGCUUUUUGGACGAAACGUUCGUGUAUUUAUACCAGGAGAUGAACCACUACGUACCGGAAUUUGUCAGCUCGAUCGGGUACAUCCCAUGGGUGUACUCGUUGCUCGGUUCUGCCCUGAUCGGAUUGAGCGGCAUACUGCCCAUGUUCAUCAUACCGGACGCAACCAAAGACGGCAAGGAGUCGGAGCUGAGCGAUCCGGCCGAAUCGAAAACGUUGAAAAUACUGUUAAGCUUUGCCGUGGGUGGUCUGCUAGGCGACGUGUUCCUACAUCUGCUGCCCGAAACAUGGGAACAUGAGCUGGCGGCAGGCCCAACGGCCGAUGGCCACCCGUCGCUCCGUAGCGGCCUCUGGGUGCUGAGUGGUCUCUUGCUGUUCACCAUGGUAGAGAAAGUGUUCUCCGGCUACGCUAACGUGGAUGAGCAAAAUCCGCAGCCCAAGUGCGUCGAAAUCGCUACUUGUCUGCUGCGGCGUAGCGGCGGAAAGCUACCGGAAGGCUUUGUCGGUCUUUGCGGAGGAGACGGAAAGGGUUCGUGCGACAUCGAAGAUGUCCCGAACGGAUGCUUCCUAGCUGGAAACAGUGCGGGCGAGAAGACGCGCGAUGACAGUGGCCACAAGAAAGUGGCUGGAUAUUUGAACCUGCUCGCUAACUCGAUCGAUAACUUCACCCAUGGGCUAGCCGUGGCCGGUUCUUUCCUCGUCUCGCUACAGCACGGUCUACUGGCCACGUUCGCCAUUCUGCUGCAUGAAAUUCCUCACGAAGUCGGUGACUUUGCCAUCCUCCUGCGAUCCGGGUUUAGUCGCUGGGACGCCGCCAAGGCCCAGCUGCUUACUGCCGGUGCAGGUUUGCUCGGUGCGCUGGUCGCUAUCGGUGGUAGCGGUGCGACGACCGCACUGGAAGCGAAAACAUCCUGGAUUGCUCCGUUCACCGCCGGUGGCUUCUUGCACAUUGCGCUCGUUACCGUGCUGCCGGAUCUGCUGGAUGAAUCGAGCCCCUGGGAAUCGUUCAAACAGUUUGCUGCCCUGUUACUUGGAAUCGCCCUGAUGGCAUUCAUGACCGUAUAUCUGGAACACUAGAGCUAUCGGUGUGGGUUGAUUAGUGGAAUGUUCCAAAUCCGAUGGAAGCCUUUAUCGAGCUGAAACGACACUCAACGGUUUAUAUUGUAUAGCUAUAGUUAAAUUAUCAUGUAAAAACACGAACACAAAAUUACUAGAUUAAGCGAAGACUAGCUGGGUCUUGAAGUCUGAACAGUGCUGUGUGUUUUGCGUAUUACAGUUUUUGUCAUCACUUGUUGUGUUAUUUCCUCGAGCCAUCGUUUACAAACGAUGCCGGAUCAAUGUAAAUACGAAAGAUGCAUUCAUCUUGAAAAUUUCUUCAAAUUAACCUCAUUAGGUAACAUGUUAAGUUAGGUAAACAAAAAACGUAUUCGAAAUACAUGUCCAACGAUACCGCUAUGAUAACGUAACCUUGCUAAGACAGUGAUAGCCAGGACGACUUUUGGAUCAUCUUUGCACAGUUUAAAUUAAGUCGAAACAUAUGCCACACUGCUGCGUAAAAAGGCUAGGGCAAAGUGUGAUAGAAUCACGUAGAAAUUAGACGAUGCCAUAUUAAGAUGAGCUUUCCAUUCGAAGAAAACUUUUCGUAUUAUUUUUGUAAUCGUUACUCAUUAUUGAGCAAAGCAAAAUAACAUCUCCUCCUUGAAAAUCAACCCCAAUGUAGACACUAUAUUGUAAAACUAGUCGUAUUUGUUUUAAACCCCCUGCCUCAUUUAAUUCUCGUGGAGUUUUACAUUCUUCGCGGAUUUUUCUUCAUCGGGUAGGGUUGGUUGUGAUAAUUCCUAAACUAUGAUUUUUUUUUGUCUCAUUACGAGAGACUGUUGAAAGCAUUAAAAAUGUCAAAAUAUAUGCAUCCCAGUAUGAUGUCAAAAAUAAUUCAUAUUACUUGUUUGAGUAUCGCAAAUGUGUACACAUUUUCACACAAAAACGAAACACAGUUUUGAUUCCAAUCCUUGAAACUAAAAGGAAUAUUGAUGAUCAUAAGAAGUUAUAAACCAUAUAUCCACCAAAAAGGUAUCCACGCCCCCGGGUGGGCUCGAACCACCAACCUUUCGGUUAACAGCCGAA